AUGGUACAUCCGAUUGCAGAAGCCAACGAAACCAGCCCCUUCGGAAAACGUACACCGGAGGAAUUCUACGCCCAUCACUCACUUGUUCACUCCACCGACCACCUUAUAAACCCAAGAGGCCUUAAACUCUUCACGCAGUCUUGGACGCCACUCCCGCCGACCAAAAUCAUCGGCGUUAUCUGCGUUGUCCACGGUUAUACCGGCGAGUCAAGCUGGUUCGUACAACUAACCUCCGUCCACCUCGCCAAGGCUGGAUUCAUCGUCUGUGCUAUCGACCACCAGGGUCACGGAUUCUCCGAUGGUCUCAAACUACAUAUCCCUGACAUCAAUCCCGUCGUCGACGACUGUAUCUCGUUCUUCAAUUCCUUCCGUGAAAAACACGCGCCGUCGCUUCCUUCUUUUCUCUACUCCGAAUCCCUCGGUGGCGCUAUCGCUCUUCUCAUCACCCUCCGCCGCGACGGGAAACCCUUCGACGGAUUAGUCCUUAACGGUGCCAUGUGUGGGAUAAGCGAAAAGUACAAGCCGCCGUGGCCGUUGGAGCACUUCCUCUCCAUCGCCGCGGCGGUGAUCCCUACAUGGUGCGUGGUCCCCACUCGCGGGUCUAUUCCAGAGGUGUCGUUCAAGGUAGAAUGGAAGCGGAAAUUAGCGAUGGCUAGUCCGAGGAGAUCCGUGGCGAGACCACGCGCCUCCACUGCGAAAGAACUCCUACGGAUUUGCAGAGAUGUGCAGAGUAAGUUCGAGGAAGUAGACUUGCCGUUUCUGAUAAUUCACGGCGGAGAAGACAUUAUUUGCGAUCCGGCGUGUGUGGAAGACCUGUACCGACGCGCCGCCAGUAAGGAUAAGACGUUAAAGAUAUACCCCGGGAUGUGGCAUCAGUUGAUUGGAGAAGAAGAUGAUGACGUGGAGCUAGUGUUUGCAGAUGUGGUGGAGUGGCUGAAGACCCGGGCCACAAGCGGCGGAGACUCUUAA
Molecule: messenger RNA, 969 nt
Organism: Lactuca virosa
Lineage: Eukaryota; Viridiplantae; Streptophyta; Magnoliopsida; Asterales; Asteraceae
Source: the annotation of a GenBank genome assembly